CCUCGCUUUCCAGUGAUAGUUGGCGGGAUCUCAGCAUCAGCAGCUGGUCUGGGCGGUGGACAAAGUCCAAUCCAAUUCAGCCCGUUACAUGGUACUUACGCCCAUCCAUCAAUCAAUUCCUCCCACUUCACCUAAUUUUACAACCCAUCACUUUUCCAACUACCACCCAUCCCUUAAUCCAGACAGCUACCAGUUAGACAAUCGCGAUAGUCGCGGCGGCCGCACCCUGUUCCGCAUUCGUGUUACGAGCUCGACGACACUGCAUCCAUGAUCGCAAGCCAUCCGAGUCUUCCUUAAAUCAAUCGAUAGUGCCGAUUGACCAACGUUGCGCCUUCCUUCCACGUCGCCCGCUUCUCCCGAUUCUACUGCGGGCGGCACAAUGUCAGACGCAGAGGCACCUACGUCUCCGGCGCGCGGCGAUGAGGGCAAAUCUUUCCUCUCGCAAGCGAUGACCGAAGAUGACGAUACCCGCAUGAUGGACGGAACCCCCGAGCCGGGCGAGAAGACCACGGGCCGUGGCAAGGGCAAGAACGCAGCAAAGGAAUCGGCCGGAGCGAUCACGGGAAAGAUUCGGCACCUGAAGAAAGAAGAUGGCGAGCCGCUAUGGCGCAAAGACAUUCAAUACGAUUUUCUGAAAGCCAUCUUCGAUGACGAGACAACAGUCUUCACCAACUCGUACGAGCCCGAGAAGCCUCGCCAGAACUUUGCCGAUCUCUACAUCGACACAAUGUCUCGUAGCAGCAAAACCAGCAAGGUCCUUCGCGACAAACUCCUUACCGAUCGAGCUGCAGCGAAAGGCAUGGCCAUGGUCUGUCUGCUGGUCAACAUUGGCAGAAUGAACACGACGCUCAAUUUCUUCCCCGAGAUGCGAGCCCAGCUGCGAACCUACCAUGCCAUUCCCUCUCUCCAGGCGCACCAAGACGCGCAUGCAUACAAGCAACUCCAGGAUGCUCCGAGAUUGAAAUCUAUCCUAAAGGGUGGUGCUGAGGACCGCGAAGAGCCUUCGAGCCUUAAUAAGAUCAAGGCUCAGGAAGUUCCCCGGACAAACCCUGUCAACCUCUUGUUCGUCAUCUGCCAGUCGGCUUCCAAGAUCGCCGAGUUGCACUUCCCGCCCGGACGAGAAUUCCACGAUCUAGUCAUGAAGACCAAUUUCUCCAGCAAGUCACGCGCCAGGGCAUUCCUCUGGAUCAUGUGGUUUUACCUAGAGUCUGACUUUACGGAGGAGGGCUGCGACGAGAACCCAUUUGGCCCCGGUGUGGACUAUGGUGUCGAUGUGGCCAACCAGGGCGUACCCGAAUUAGAAGAUAUGACCCCUGAAGAAGAGGCUCUCGAGAACGUUGACGAAGAGGUGGAAAUCAAGUUUGGCGAGGAGAAGCAGAAGAUGCGUGCAAAGAUUCUGGAAGCGGACCAGGCCUACCUCGCCGACAGCCAGACGAAGCGAGGUUCAAGGACUUCUCGUGUAAUGGCUGAGGAUGGGCCUGCCAUCUUGCCCCGUAUCCGCCCUUCGAAACACGAGUCUGAUAUGGAUAGCACCCGUUCGACACCACCGCCGAAAGCACUAGGACGAGGUCUUGGGGGUUCGGUCCGACGUGGCGGAGCACCUCUAAAGUACCAAAUCUUCGAAGCCUCAUCGCCAGCCGGUCCAGCCCACGGUUCAGCGGAGGGUAUUGUUGCAAGAAAGCCCCGACCGCCCACGGCGCAUCAAAUUGCGGUGGAGAGGAACCGGAAUCAGAGAGUCGAAUAUAUACUCGACCGUGGCAUAAGGAGACAACACCACAAGGCCAGGAAGUUUAGACGACAGGAUGGCGCGGUAUACCGAGCCUACAAGCGUAUCCAGCAAAUGCCGAAUCCGUUUGACGACAGCGAGGGCGAAGAUGGCCCACAGCGACAGUUGGCUUCUUCCGGCGAUAAGACCGUCGGCGCCUUCCGUCAAAAGGGUUUUGGUGGGCUCGUGCUCUUAACUACAGAGAACGACGACUUUGGCGAAGAGGCAAGCGCCUAUGCUGCAGCGUUUAGACGCACAUCACGACGGCUGGCUCGUUGGUCUGCUCACCAAGGGGAACCCCUUGGCGUUAUUCCUCCUAGGAAGCGGAAGAAGGCCGAUGGCGAGACGAACGGCCACGGUGAAGCUGGCGACAUGACCAUGGAUCUAGACACACAGAGGGCUUCGGAAGCUGCAGAUGGAUCACAAUCCCGGAUGAAUGGCGAUGUUGACGGUGACGAGACUCUCGGCGACAUCACGAUGGGAGACAUGACCAUGGACGAUGUCGACGAUGCGGACAAGACUGCUGCGCCCGACGACGACGAAGAGCUUGACGAUAUGGAUAGGUCCCUUCUCGGCCUUGCGGCUGAUGAUGCAGAGGACUCCGCCUCCGACGACGAGUAGAAACCGUCCCGAAAGACGGCCCCGUCACCCCGCUGGAAUGGCCAGCGCCGUAGUGGACGCCGGCCCACAGGUGCAUGAACCUCUGUAGCCGCCGUCGUCGUCGGGCGAUGGCCGCAAGACGGGGGGCUGUAUUGAUCUUCUUUCAUUUUUAGUUGGUCGUUUCUUAGACUUGUGGGCGUAGGAGUUGUAUACUAGCUGGAACGAUGGAACAAAUACACCAAAAAUUGGGCGCGAUGGCAAUGGGAAGGAGGGGCGGUGGAAAACAUUUCAAGACGCUCGAGUAGGAGGCUUCUUAUAGGGCGCGUCUUGGGUGGUUUCCCUGUGGCUUUUUUGUACGGGCUUUCUUUAUUUUGUCUUGCUAGUCUCCUUUUUCCCUCAGCUUCAUUCCCGUCGUGCCGCAAUAUGGCGCGCAAGUAAGUUACAAAUAGACG
Colletotrichum scovillei is the source of this 2817-nucleotide messenger RNA. Its product is annotated as INO80 chromatin remodeling complex Ies1. Lineage: Eukaryota; Fungi; Ascomycota; Sordariomycetes; Glomerellales; Glomerellaceae. The record is from RefSeq and is a predicted model, not a curated record. The transcript is spliced from 2 exons. Gene Ontology annotation, cellular component: Ino80 complex. Bases 380 to 2386 code for a protein of 668 amino acids.